GUUUCCGGCGCAUAACCCCUGCCCCCCCUUCCUUUCCUUCUCAUCUUCCCGACCUUCCUUCCUAUCACACCUCUCUUCCUUCACGUCUCACCUGCCUUCCUUCCUUCCCAUCCUUCUCUCUCUUCUUUCCCAUCUCAGCUCCCUCCUUCCCUCCCUUCUCUCUCUUCUUUCCCAUCUCAGCUCCCUCCUUCCCUCCCUUCUCUCUCUUCUUUCCCAUCUCAGCUCCCUCCUUCCCUCCCUUCUCUCUCUUCUUUCCCAUCUCAGCUCCCUCCUUCCCUCUCUUCCCUCUCUUCUUUCCCAUCUCACCUCCCUUCCUUCCCUACUUCUCUCUCUUAGUUCCCAUCUCACCUCCCUUCCUUCCCUACUUCUCUCUCUUCUUUCCCAUUUCACCUCCCUUCCUUCCCUACUUCUCUCUCUUAGUUCCCAUCUCACCUCCCUUCCUUCCCUACUUCUCUCUCUUAGUUCCCAUCUCACCUCCCUUCCUUCCCUUCUUCUCUCUCUUCCUUCCCAAAUCACACCCCUUCCUUCCCUUCUUCUCACUCUUCCUUCCAAUCUCACCUCCCUCCCUUCCCUUCUUCUCUUUCUUCUUUCCCAUCUCACCUCUCUGCCUUCCCAUCUCUACUACCUACCUUCCCGUCCUCCCCCCCCCUCCUCCCCCCCCUCCUUCUCAACUCCCCACCCUGCCUUCCCAUCUCCCGUCCCUUCCUUCCCAUCACCCCUUUCCUCCUUGUUAG
Molecule: messenger RNA, 734 nt
Organism: Closterium sp. NIES-65
Lineage: Eukaryota; Viridiplantae; Streptophyta; Zygnematophyceae; Desmidiales; Closteriaceae
Source: the annotation of a GenBank genome assembly